This is a messenger RNA of Sorghum bicolor (sorghum), 1934 nucleotides long. RefSeq names its product protein ROOT PRIMORDIUM DEFECTIVE 1. Gene Ontology annotation, molecular function: RNA binding. Lineage: Eukaryota; Viridiplantae; Streptophyta; Magnoliopsida; Poales; Poaceae. The record is from RefSeq and is a predicted model, not a curated record. The coding region runs from base 362 to 1705 and encodes 447 amino acids. The transcript has a single exon.
AAAACUGGGCCUUAUCGUGUGGGCUUCAAAGGCCUAACGGGAAAUGUCAAAAUGAGCCCAGCAAACCCAGCAGAGAUUAAUGGGCUCUGUCUAGACCUAGCCACAUCGGUGGCUUCCUCUGGUAAACGAUCAUCAAGCACGGCCAAGUUUUCAUUUUCUUCCCUCCUCCGUCUUUCCUUCGGCCUCUCCUCCGGUUCCCCCGCAGCCGCCGCCUUGUUCUCCUCUUCUCGCCGCCGUUCCGCAGCGCGACUAGGCUCGCGCCCUUUGCAUCCUCCUCCCAGACUACUCGUGUUACAAUAGUAUUGUUACUGCUCCUGUCACGGCACUCCUGCUUCAGAAUUUACUGGCUGCCUCACACGCCAUGCACGCAGCAUGUUCGCGCAAUCGCCUGAGCGAGCUGCUUCGCUCCCGGAGCCAGAGGCACUGGCGGUGCCAAUGCCCGUACCAACUCUCGUCGGCUCGAGGCAUGACGCGCGGCCGCAGCGUGAAGGACCGGAGCAAGAAGAAGCGCGUGCACGCGCUCGAGGUGGCCACCGAGCGCUGGAAGGUGCUCUCCAAGGUGCUCGCCGUCGUCGACGCGCUCAAGAAGGAGGAGGAGCACGUCACCCCGCUCAAGCGCCUCGAGAUCCUGCGGCCGCAGCUCGGCCUCGUCAAGCCGCACAAGGUGGCCCACUUCGUGCGCCGGUCGCCGCACCUGUUCGAGGUCUGCCGCGACAGCCGCGGCGUCAUGUGGGCAGGCCUCUCGCCGCAGGCGGAGGCGCUCGUCGAGGAGGAAGCGCGCCUGCUGGAGGAGCACUCUCCUGUGGCCGCGCAGUACGUCACCAGGAUGCUCAUGUUGUCCGUGGACCGGCGGCUGCCAAUCGACAAGAUCGCCCACUUCCGGCGCGACAUGGGGCUUCCUCAUGACUUUCGGACACGGUGGGUGCACAUGUUUCCGGAGCAUUUCAGGCUGGUCAGAUUGGAGGAUGGUGAGUAUUUGGAGCUCGUCUCUUGGAACCCAGCCUGGGCAGUCACUGAGCUUGAGAAGAAGGCGUCUGUGUCGACUGGCGAUGCCAAUGCCAGUCCACCAGGAGAUCUCUCGCUUCCGUUCCCGAUGAAAUUCCCACCAAAUUUUACUAGUCACUACAGAUUUCGAGGAAAAGCUCAUCAUUAUGUGAAAACUGGCAAUACCGAGCAGUUUCAGAAGGUCACCUACCUGUCCCCUUAUGCAGAGGCAAAGGGAUUGACUCCUGGAUCACCAGAGUUUGAUAAGAGGGCAGUUGCAGUGAUGCAUGAGAUACUGAGCUUCAUGUUGGAAAAGAGGCUGGUGACCGAUCACCUUACGCAUUUCCGUCGUGAGUUUGUAAUGCCACAGAAGCUUAUGAGGUUACUCUUGAAGCAUUAUGGCAUCUUUUAUGUUUCUGAAGGGGGAAAGAGGUUGAGUGUGUUCUUAACUGAGGCAUAUGAUGGGACAGAACUGAUAGAGAAGUGUCCGUUGGUGCGGUGGAGGGAAAAGCUCCUUCAACUUACUGGUUACAGAGGGAGAUUUAAGAAUCUUGGUAAAUUUGACGUGUCUUCUGAUUCAGAUGAUUACUUAUUAGGCCGUGAUGAUGAUGAUGUAUUGGAUGUUGAAAGUGAAAAUUCAGAUUACAUCUUAGAUGGCUGUUCUCUUUCAGAUGAUUCUGAGAUGGAUUUAGGGGAUGCAGAUGAAUUUUGCAAAGACUGAGUUGGUGGCAAGCGUGUGCAACACAAAAGAAUAAAUAUUGUUUUUAGUUUGUUAAAAACAAAGUUUAGAAAUGACUGUUUGUCACUUUAAGCUCAGCAUAUAAUUGUAGACUGUACCCUAGCUGAUAUCUAUGGAGUUCCAAGUGACACGUUGAGGCAGGUUGGAUAUUUUCUGGUUACUCACAUUUGGACUUCCAAAUAUUAGUCAAAGCUCAAACAGAUCACAGUGA